AUUGUUCGGAAACCCAUUUUAUCCAAUUGAGUUCGCUUGUUGGGUGGGGAUAGGAAAGAAAGGCUGCUGUGACUACGUACCAGUCCGAUGAAGUACAGUACUACAAUCGCCCCCACGGUCCGUAUUCGGGAAGUGAGUCCAAACGUUUAAACUGCCACUUCACGUUUCACGGAAGCUCGACCGCUUGCCCGUCGUGGACACGUUUCGUGCUGUUCAUGGAGAGAACUGACAUGAUGCAGUCAGGUGAAGGCCUUUUGUUCUCGCGACAUCUUGGGCCAUACGGACGGCAACGUCGCCGAUAAGAGCCAUUUAUUGUGUCCUAAAAAGUAGUGUACGAAGACGCAGUCAGCUGAAAUAUUUCAAGGUUACACAACCACAUCGAUAGGAUUGACUGUAUGGUGCACAUUUCAAGUAUGAUCACGUCAACCACCCACCAUAGUUUCAUGGAGAGGCGUUCCGUGUACGCGUGCAGAGAGAAUGUGUCAUAUGUCAGUGUUUCGAAACCUUUUUGUGUCUCGAGUAGGCGAUCCAGUGUCCCGCUUCACGACGUGGCCCUCGGGAUCAUGAUGUCACCGGGCAUCCAGUACUUCAUCGUCACCGAAUCGCCCGACUCGCUCCCACACUGUGACGCCGGCUCCCUAUGCUACACGUAUGAGCGCCAACGUACUUUUGGCUUUGCCGAAAAACUGCAAGUCUUCGUACUGGGCCCCCUUUUCCCACUGUACGUCGAGAUAGACAAGCGAUGUCUGGAAGAACUGAGUGCGGCCGAGGCCGCGCUGCUGUUGGCCCUCGCCGACGACUCCGAAAGGCUCAGGUGGUUCCGGGACGGAGAUGUUCUCCGUCGGGCGCUGACGCUUUGCGAGGGGACUGAAGUGGUGGUGCAAGAAGGAAAAGAGACGUUGAACGGCGUCCUGCGCUACGUCGGCGGCCUGUCACAAGCGCCGGCCCAAGAGCCGUUGACGGCGGUAUUCUUUGGAGUCGAACUGCAGGGGGAAGACGAGGGCAAGGGCGACACGGACGGCCGCUACGACGACGUCGCCCUCUUCACCUGUGACCGAGACUGCGGCAUAUUCGCCCCCUUUUCCAGAGUGCGGCCGCGUCACUCCGAGUCCUUCCCCUCGGCCCACGCCGGGUCCCCUUCCGGUUGGGAAACGCCAAUGCCGGUGCCGGGAGACAGAGUCACGUACUACAUCGAAGAUUACUGUUGCUACGGAAUGGUGCUCAACGUCCGGGAGAAGGACGGACAGCGCUUUGUGUUGAUCUCUACGGACGCGGAUGCCAGCGGCAAGACGGGCGAAGUGGAAGUCCCGCUUCAGUUUGUUGUUGUUGGGGACGAUCCCGCCGAUUCCAAUCUGAUUGCCCUCGACAGUUGCGCGGCGGAAACGCAAUCGGCCAUGGGCUUGAACUCCCUGGUGGAGGUGUCCCUGGGCACCCGCCGUUUAUAUGGAAUCAUCCGCUGGAUCGGGACCCUCCCCGGGCAAAAGGAAAUGAUGGCUGGACUUGAGCUGGAAGAGGACGUGGGAGUGAGUGACGGCACCUUCAAAAAUGUGUCUUUCUUCCAAUGUCCUCCCCGGCGGGCUCUCUUUGUGAAGAAAAGCGCUUGUCGUCCCGACGCGCGAUUUCUGAACGACGGCGACGACGACGCGGCACCGAAGGGCAAAGUCGCAGACGGAGCAAACCGAGACAGUCGGAGGAGACUGGAGCCCGUGGCUCCCAUCGGCGCCGAUCAAGUUGAGCAAAUUCUGGUGGGACGCAUGAAGGGGAUCCAGGGACACUGCAACUCUUGCUACAUGGAUGCUGCCCUCUUCAGCUUGUUUUCCUGCUCGUCCGUGCUGGACUCCAUGUUGUUUAAAUCGACAGAGCCGCAAGACGCCCCCAUCCAGCGAACGCUGCUCAAUGAUAUCGUCAACCCCCUUCGAAGCGAGGGCUUUGUGCAAGGUCGACAUAUCAUGAAGCUCCGACAGCAGCUGGAAAAGCACGGCUACUGUCACUCCUUCACCACCGAGGAGAAGGAUCCGGAGGAGUUUCUGACCAUCGUCAUGCAUCACAUUCUCGCGCUCGACCCUCUACUCAAACUAUGGGCCGGAGGCAAAGUGCAGGAGAGUUUCUGCUAUCAGAUCUUCCUGGAGCAGAACCACAGCCUGGUGCUUCCGACCGUGCAGCAGUUGCUGGAACAUUCCUUUCACAACGCCGCACUCAAACUGGCGGAGGCGCCGUCCUGCCUCAUUCUUCAGAUGCCUCGCUUUGGCAAGAAAUUCAAAAUGUUUGACAAAAUCAUUCCAUCCGUGGAGCUGGAUAUAACUCGCCUCCUCUCUCAAGGUCCCCAGCAGUGCAUCCUUUGCGGCAAGCUGGCCCAAGAAGAGUGCCUCGACUGUUUUGAGGAGCCUGUUUUCAGCCAGACGGGAUGCAAAGUCUUCUGCGAGUUGUGCUCGGCUCAGGUUCACUCCCACCCUCAGCGGCGCAGCCAUCAAGCGGCACCUCUGGACAUACCCGAGGGUUACGCAGCGCGAGGAGUUCCUCGCACUCUGACUCGAGACACCAUGGAGUUGUUUGCCGUCCUCUGCAUCGAGACCAGCCACUACGUCUCUUUCAUCAAGUACGGAGCCAACAGUGGCGACUGGCUCUUCUUUGACAGCAUGGCAGACAGACAAGGCGGGACGGAUGGUUUCAACAUCCCGGAAGUGCGAGCGUGCCCCGAGGUCGGCGUCUACCUAGACAUGCCUGCGGCCGAACUGGCCGCUCAGAUUCCUCGGGACAUGAAAGGUGUGGCCAAACGGCUCUUCUGCGACGCCUACAUGUACCUGUAUCAGAGUGGCAGCAUGAGCCUCUAUCACUGAGGGGGGGCCACGUGUCUUGUUGUUUCGGUCGCUUGUCGUCUUGCCAAUAAACGUGCUAUGCUUUGAGCCC
Molecule: messenger RNA, 2907 nt
Organism: Hippocampus zosterae (dwarf seahorse)
Lineage: Eukaryota; Metazoa; Chordata; Actinopteri; Syngnathiformes; Syngnathidae
Gene: cyldl
Product: cylindromatosis (turban tumor syndrome), like
Exons: 14
Coding region: 396-2837 (813 amino acids)
Biological process (GO): protein K63-linked deubiquitination
Cellular component (GO): cytosol
Molecular function (GO): cysteine-type deubiquitinase activity; K63-linked deubiquitinase activity
Source: RefSeq, a predicted model, not a curated record